AUGACGGUCAGUCUGUGUAUGUCGCGCUCUGGUUGUGUCACAGUUAAUACACACCGCCCCCCCCCCACUCUCUGUCUGUGCGCGAGCCUACCUCGCAGUUUCCGGUUGUUCCCGGAAGUGCCCCCGAGGUGGGCGGGGCUCGCAGUCAGGGUGUGCUCGGGGGUCAGGACACGUCACUUCCGGUGCGGCCUGGGGAGCAGGAGAGGUGAGAGCACCGGGCGGACACACACCCAGAAACAUAGUAACUUUAUAAUAAUAAUAAUAAUAAUAAUAAUAAUAUAAUAUACUGGGUCUGGGAUUACACACGGUGUUAUUAUUAUAAUAUACCGGAGAGGGAGUGAUAAUGAUACAAUAUACUGGGAUAACACACUGUAAGGGGUCUCUGUAUUCCUGCCGGUUAAUAUAUAUAUACACAUUAUUCAUGUUAUUAUUAUUGAUAUUAUUAUUAUUAUUAUUAUUAAUGAUAUUAUUGUCUUAGUGCUGUAUAUCAGGCUGUAUGGUGCUAUGAUAUUCAGUACUGCUGGUGAUAGUAGUGUGAGGAUAUUCUAUUGCCGUAUAGUGCUGGGAGAUAUAUAUAAACACACGCUAUUUGUGUAGUGGAGGUCAAAGGUUGAACCGUCAGAUGCUGUAGAAAAAUCUUCCAUACGUUUCAUGAGGGUAAAAGGUUAUCUGUUCCCCAGGGUUCAGUGUUAUAACACACACACCGGGCCAGUCCGGUUACAGUAGGCACACCGCGCCAGUCCGGUUAAAGUAGGCACACCGGGCCAGUCCGGUUACAGUAGGCACACCGGGCCAGUCCGGUUACAGUAGGCACACCGGGCCAGUCCGGUUACAGUAGGCACACCGGGCCAGUCCGGUUACAGUAGGCACACUGGGCCAGUCCUGUUACAGUUGGCACACCGGGCCAGUCCGCUUUCAGUAGGCACACCCGGCCAGUCCGCUUUCAGUAGGCACACCCGGCCAGUCCGCUUUCAGUAGGCACACCGGGCCAGUCCGCUUUCAGUAGGCACACCGGGCCAGUCCUGUUACAGUAGGCACACCGGGCCAGUCCGCUUUCAGUUGGCACACCGGGCCAGUCCGCUUUCAGUAGGCACACCGGGCCAGUCCUGUUACAGUAGGCACACCGGGCCAGUCCGCUUACAGUAGGCACACCGGGCCAGUCCGCUUACAGUAGGCACACCGGGCCGGUCCGCUUACAGUAGGCACACCGGGCCAGUCCGGUUACCGUAGGCACUAGGAACUAGCAAUACAUCUACCAUGAGAGGGAGAAUACCGAGUGUGGAUCAUUUAUAGAUCUAUAUUAUUACUUUUACUGGUAUUUAUAUAGCGCCAGCAUAUUCCAUAUCGUUUUAUAUAUAUACACACCUUAAAUUUUGCAAUCGUGCUACUAGCCAGAUCUUAAAAUGUACUCACCACUGCAAGCUAUAGUAUUCCACCAAGGAGUGAAUUUCAACUCGUCAGGGCUAACUAUUCACUCAGUGGCAAGUGGAAAUUAGAAGCCCAGUAUGUAUUUAUAUAUCUCACAGCACCAACAGCAAUGUAUAUAUGUCAUGGUGCUGAACAGCAACAAUGUAUAUUUCUAUAUUUGUCUUUUAAUUGGGCACAUAUCAAAAAUACAAAACUUGGUAAGAACAUAAAUGUUUCCAUUGAUCACCAUUGUAAAUUCAGUCAUGACAAUGGGAUAGAACAAACUCAUUUAUCCCUGUGGUUAUUAAUGGGACACUAUUGUCAUCCAAACCCCUUUAUCUCAUUGAAGUGGUCUGGGCGCAAUGUCCCUAUCCCACUUAGUCCUGUAAUGUAAAUCAUUGCGGUUUUUGAGAAACUGCAUUAAAGGACCACUCUAGGCACCCAGACCACUUCAGCUUAAUGAAGUGGUCUGGGUGCCUGGUCCAGCUAGGGUUAACCCAUUUUUGGGUUAAGCCUUCCCCUAUUUCCUCUAGUGGCUGUCUCAUUGACAGCCGCUAGAGGCGCUUGCGUGCUUCUCACUGUGAUUUUCACAGUGAGAGCAUGCCAGCAUCCAUAGGAAAGCAUUGAUAAUGCUUUCCUAUGUGACCGGCUGAAUGCGCGCGCAGCUCUUGCCGCGUGUGCGCAUUCAGCCGACGGGGAGGAGAAGAGGAGGAGAGCUCCCCGCCCAGCGCUGGAAAAAGGUAAGUUUUUCCCCCUUUCCCUCUUCCAGAGCCCGGCGGGAGGGAGUCCCUGAGGGUGGGGGCACCCUCAGGGCACUAUAGUGCCAGGAAAACGAGUAUGUUUUCCUGGCACUAUAGUGGUCCUUUAAUUACCUUGGAGGACUAAGUGGGGGGACUAAGAAAGCCACUGGAGGCAUUUCUCUAGAUUCUCCCAAAUCACGCUGGACGUGCUCACGCUGUGCAUGAGGGCAUUCAGUGUCGGUGAAAUCCCCAUUGGAAAGCAUAGAAGCAAUGCUUUCCUGGGAGGAGGGCCAUACAUGCGCAUUGUUGUGCUUCACCUUUUCCAAUGCAAUUUCCUAUCAGUGAGUGCAUUAGGCCCGCCUGAUAGGAAAGAAUUGAAUCUGAUUUCUCUGAUGUUGAAUGUCCUCAUACAGUGUGUAAUAAGUUAAGGGACCUAAGGUCCAGUAAGAUUCCUAUAGUGGCUGUCCUAGUGCGGCAAUGUAAACAUCACAGUUUCUCUAAAGCUGUAAUGUUUUACAUUGCAACACUACCAGCAAUGGGGACACUGCACCCCGACCACUGUAAUGAGCUGAAGUGGUCUGGGUGCCUAUAGUGUCCCUUUAAAACAGAGGUUGAGAUUUUAGUGAUUUUCUGCUCUUGGUAACACAGUGCUUUACCAUGAUAAAAAUUUACUGCCCUGGUUGUGCUGUAUGGGGCACAGUAAAGCAACCAUCAAGUUCACUAGGACAAAAAAAAAUGUUCGCCUGUUAUUGUGUCUAGCACUUGGACAAUAUUUAGCACCAUUCAGAUCAGGAUAAGAUUCUAGCCAGGAAUAGUACAGAUUUUCUCAUAAGAAGAUUAUUAGUGAAUGGGGAUUAACCUUUCAUAAUUCUAGUGUUCAGUCUCCACCUGUCAGUUGCAGGGAUUAGUUGUGUAGCAUGACGUAUAUUCAUGCACUAUUUCAAUUUUUGGCAAAUUAAUUCCAUUAGUCCAAGUUAAUUAAACUUUAGUCUGAGAGAUAACGUGCAUUAUUUUUUUUUCACAUCUAAAAUGUGAUCAAUAAAUAUACAAAGUUCAGACCUUAACCUCUUAAGGACCAAACUUCUGGAAUAAAAGGGAAUCAUGACAUGUCACACAUGUCAUGUGUCCUUUAGGGCAGGGCUUGACAAAUUUUCUUGGAAUCUAGGAGCCAGCUAGAAAAAUAAUGAGCCAGAGAAAUUAAUGCCAAAAAUACAAUUCUUAAAGGGACACUAUAGUCACCAGAACCACUACAGCUUAAGGCAGUUGUUCUGAAGUCUAUAUCUUGUCCCUGAAUGCUUUUCAAUGUAAACACUGACUUUUCAGACAAAAGGCAGUGUUUACAUUACUGCCUGGUAACACCUCUAGUGACAGUCACUCAGUUGGCCUCUAGAGGUGCUUCCUGGGUCAGUGCUUCACAAUGUGCAGCACCUUCAUUAAUGUUCCCUAUAGAGUUGCAUUGAUUCAAUGCACCUCUAUGAGAAGUUUAAUUGGCGCAGUGGCAUUUGUCCGUGCAUGCGCAAUAGUCUUCCAAUGCUUUCCUAUGGGGAUGCAUUGGCUGAGAUCGUCAAGAUUGAUAAUUUCAGCCAUGGAGGUGGGGCCAGCCGCAGUGUCGUCAGCACGGCGUGGGGAAAAAAAGGUGAGUAAAAACACUCACAGACAUAUAGACACACACUCACAUACACACAGACUCACAAACAUACAGACACAUACAAACAUUUACUGACAUACAGACACACACAAACAUUUACUGACAUACAGACACACUUACUCACAAGCAGUUACUUAUUUAAAUCCACCCAGCCUCCUUACUUCUGGAGAGCUGGAGUGGAUAGGUUUUCCCUGGGGUCCAGUGGGGCUGCUGUCAUCUCCCUACUCAGCUCCCUCUCGCACACUGUUUAGUGAGCUCCUGGCAUCACUGCAAGCUGCACGAGGGAGGUGAGUAGGGAGAUUACAGCUCCUUCACCGCGGCAUUAAGACGUCCAGCCACCCGCCUCCCUCUGCACUCCGUUACCCGGCUGCGCUCUCCAUAGGCUGGCCGCCCCCCUCCCUCAGCAAUACAUGAGCUGGCCGCUCCACUCCCUAUGUCAGCCGCUCCACUCCCUCUCACAACUCUCCAUGAGCCGGUCUCCCUCCCUUACUUGUCAAUGACCCGGCCGCCUCUAUCCGUCAGCAGUCUGCCUCAGCCCUCCGUGAUCCAACUGCCUGCCUCUGCUCUCAGGCAGCCGGUCACCUCGGGGGCUGAACAGGCUCACAAAUCCCAGGUGCCAAGACAAAUUUCCGGGGCGACCUGGCGCCUGGGAUUUGUCGAGCCCUGCUAUAGGGGUUAAAGAGACACUAUGGUCACCAGAACAAUUGCAGUUUAUUGAAUUUGUUCUAGUGAGUAGAAUCAUUCCCUUUAGGCUUUUUGCAGUAAACACUGUCUUUUCAGAGAAAAUGCAGUGUUUACUUUACAGCCUAGUGAUGACUCCACCUGCCACUCCUCAGAUGGCUGCUAGAGGUGCUUCCUGGGCAGUCCUGCCUAGUGUGCAGCACUACUCUUCAGUAUCUCCUCCCUCUGCAUGCAGACACUAAACUUUCCUCAUAGAGAUGCAUUGAUUCAAUUCCUCUCUAAGAGGAGAUGCUUAUUGGCCAGGGCUGUGUUUAACUUGUGCUGGCUCUGCCCCAAUCUGCCUCCUUGACAGUGACAGAAGCAUUGUGAUUGGCUCAGACCACCACUUUUGAUGAUGGCAGAGACAGCAGCUGCAGACUUGCAUAAAAGUAAGAUUUUACUAUAUUUAGGGAGGCAAGAGGGGGGUUAGGGAGUUAGAUUGUGGAUUUAACACUAUAGGGCAGGGGUAGGCAAACUUUUAGCAGCACUGUGCCGAUAUAGGAUUGUGAUGUCCUAUUUUUUUAAAUUGAGGUGUGUAUGCUGCCAUAUUCUGAUUAUUUUUACUGUAAUUGCUUUGUAUCGUUGUAUUUGUGCGUAUAUGAGCUAUUAUAUUGUAUAUAUUCAUUAGUAUUUUGUGGUAUCGUGUAUGAUACAUAUGAAAGGGGGAUGUGUAUAGGGGCUGCUUGUGGAAUUGUGUGUGUGGAUGGAUGGAUAUGUCACAUUGUGUGUUUGGUAGUGUGUGGGGGCUGUUUGGGGUAUUGCAUGUGAGAGGCUGCAUGUGGGGUUGUGUGCGUGUAUGUGGAUUGUCAGUGGUGUUCAGUUUGUGCGGAUUGUGUGUAUGUUUGUGUGUGGGCUGUCCGUAUUAUUUGUAUGAGGGGAGGGUCUUUCUGCAUUUCUGUGUAUAUCUAGCAGUGUGGGUGACUUCCCUGGGUUCCAGUGGGGACCAGGCCAGCCAAGUACAGGUCAAGGACUGGAGCUGCAACUGCGAGCUGCUCUACUACUGUGUGGAUUCCCAUUCACAAGUGCUGGAAUGAACUGCUCUGAGAUCACUUCCUCUAUGCUGCAAUGCGUAAAUUGAGGAUUGUCCUUCACCACCUCUUCGUAUUAGCAGAUAUCUGAAGUUUUACUGGGACUCCUGAUAGGCCAGAGCCCGUUUGGCUCUAACAGCCUUGAGUGCCGUGCAUGGCACUAGUGCCGUAGGUUGCCUACCUCUGCUAUAGGGUAAGGAAUACAUGUUUGUGUUCCUGACCCUAUAGUUUUCCUUUAAGCCCAUUGUGAUUUUGCAAAUCUAUAUACACACAAUGAACACCUUUUAACAUAAGUUGUUUUCCAAACAUGAGUUAUCAACCAACUAAACUAGAAAUAAUGCAGCUGGCAAUAGGUUCAUCAUUAUCUAUGUAUUUCUAAUGGUAUAUAACAAAAUCAGCUCUGAUAAUUGUUAAACUAAUCUGAAAAAAAAUAUUCUAAAUAUGAAGUAGUUAUCUGAUUGCAAAUAUUAAAGAGUAUAACAACAAGCAAGAAUCAGUUUUAACAUUAAGAAAUCAAGAUUUAAAUUAAACCACCCUGAUAAUUACUACCACACUCAUCUUCCGUUUCUUUCAUAAGUGCCAAGUAUCCUAUGAUCCUCUAAUUUCUCGUUAUCUUCCUGCAGUGUUAUAAGAAUGUUGUUCACUCCCCACCUCUUCCUCACCGUCCUCCUGCUGCUGGCCUUGGGUUCCAGGGCCAAGUUCCAGGAGUUUGAUGACAGCGAUGAUGUAGCAGAGUAUGACGACAAUGACUUUGCAGAGUUUGAAGAUGUUGGUGAUGAAGCGCCAACUGCUCGACCCCCCCACCACCAUACACCCGAGCAACAGCAACAUGCAGUGGAGGAGGAAGAGGAAGAUGAUGAAGAGGCCACCGUGGAGCUAGAGGGACAAGAAGAAUUUGAAGAUGACACAGAAGGACAGGUGAUGAUCCAGUUGGGCCGAUGUAUCUUUGAUUUUGGUUCCACAAUAGUACAGUUAUUUAUAAAAAAAAUAAAUAAAGCAACGGAGUCAGUGCUCAUGGCCUCACGGCGUGGCAACUUUAGCCUAAAUUAUGCAAUUCUCUUUUUAGUUCAAUACAGUGACACACCUCAGUGUUGGAACAUAACACUUUAUUUCUAAUACUACACUUCACUAAUUAGAGAAUUAAUCCAAACAAACCAUAGGAUAAUUUGUUCCUGCUGAGUGAAACACUGUAAAUGAUUUUGGGAGUUGCUAAUUGUACAAUUCAUUUGUUACAGGAGGGUGAUGCAGAUAACGAACCCUAUGAUGAUGAAGAGUUUGAAGGUUACGACGAUAAGAUGGAGCCCGGAAGUCCCAACAAGAUGAAGGAACCCAUCACUAUUGUUGAUGUAUGUACACUACAUGAAACUAAAAUAAUUACACGCCUACCGUACAACAGGAAACAGUUAUUCUCUUUACAUUGGAGAUAACCCUCGUAUGUGUACAAUGUAGCAUCUUUUAAUGCAGCAUGGAAUAUUGCACAUGCCUUUUAUACUUAUAUGUGAAAAAAAAAUCAAAUGAGUUUGUCCCUUCAUAUUUAUUUCCAGUAAGUGGAAUGUUAAAGGUUCACUAUAGGGUCAGGAACACAAACAUGUAUUUCUAACCUUAUUGUGCAAAGCCCACCAUUUAGGCGGCUUGUCCCCACUUAGCCCCCUCAGAGUGGGUUAAAACUUAUUUUCAGCUCUCCACUGUUAUGCUGGCGCUGGCCCCGCCCCCUUGGCGACAUCACAAUUGCCGGGUUUUAGCCAAUCCAAUGCUUUCCCAUGCAAAAAUUGGCAAGGGGGCGGGGCCAAACACUGUUUUGGCCAAUCAGCACCUCGUCAUAGAGAUACAUUGAAUCAAUGCAUCUCUAUGAGGAAAAUUCAGCGCUGAACGGAAGGGCUGAACUGUGCAGCCCUGAGCCAGGAAGCCCCAUCCAGUGGCCAUCUGAGGAGUGGCCCCUUGGAGGUGCCUCUAGGGGCAAUGUAAACACUGCAUUUUUUCUGAAAAGACAGUGUUUGCAUUAAAAUGCCUGAAGGGAGCUAUUCUACUCACCAAAUCAACUACAUUAAGCUGUAGUUGUUUUAUAGUGUCCUUUUAAACCAUCAUUGGUAACACAGUUAAAUAAAUUUUAAUACCGUGUUCACUAGAGAAGUCUCAUCCAAGUAGUGCUUUUGUUUGCUUUUGCUUACAUGUUGUUUGUGCUGCCCUCUUUCAGGUGCCUGCCCACCUACAGAAUAGCUGGGAGAGUUACUACAUGGAGAUCCUAAUGGUAACUGGACUCCUCGCGUACAUCAUGAACUAUAUUAUCGGCAAAAACAAGAACAGUCGCCUGGCACAUGCAUGGUUCAACUCUCACCGCGAACUGCUUGAGAGCAACUUCUCCCUUGUAGGUGAGUUUUAGAGCCAGCAAAUGAUAGAAUCUACACCAGUUUGUAGGUUAACUAGGUUCCAGAACAUGGAAUAUUAGUGUAGACUGUAGAACAAGGCAACCAAUGAGAAGGUUAGUUGUCUAGUGUUUGCUAAACUGCAAUCUAUGUUUCUUCCAACUUUUGUUCAGUCGAAGCCUGGUGACGGAGUUAUAGUUAUCCAACAUCUGCUAAGCUGUCGGGUCGUCACUACCUGUUCUAAUUUAAGUGAAAUUGAAAGGUCAAAAUUUGCAGCAACUGGACCGGACUUAAAUGUUCUCUUGCUUGGUUAAAUGAAAAUCCUAAUUGUUUUCAAAAAUGUACUUUUAUAACAGCUAUAAGUAAUGUAGAGUUGCUUUUAAAAAUGCAAAGUUUCUUUAAAAAAAUAGUUUGAACAUGACAAGUAGGUCAGUAAGCAGCUGGUGUGCAACAUAAGAAAGCAUACAUUAAUAUAUGUGUAUUUCUGCUAACUUAUUAUUGCUCUUAACCUUGGGUGGGUAUAUGAUAAGUCCUGAAGGACUCUUUACAUUUCGAUAAUAUGUAUUCUAAUAUAUUACUUAAAAUAUACACAUCCUGCGAGAUUAAGAAACAAAUGUUUGUACUAAUUGGAGUUACCUGUUUCUGAAAUUCUCAUGGCAGGAGAUGAUGGGACCAACAAGGAUGCGGUUAGCACCGGGAAGCUGAACCAGGAGAAUGAACACAUUUACAAUCUUUGGUGUUCGGGAAGGCUGUGUUGUGAAGGCAUGCUUAUUCAGCUAAAGGUAUAUUGACAGGAACAUUACCAUAACCACUGCUUGAUUAUGCAAACUGUCUUUGGGCACCGUAACAAUGAUUGCGUUAAAGCACUUUUGAGAAAACCAAAGGGGAUUCUUCCAGGCCAUCUGUUGUGGGUAUGACAAUGUGGAAGUGAACUUUUGCAUUAUCCAUCUAGCCAUUGAUAGCCGGCAGCGAGCUGGAUUAGCCAUAUGCUCACAAAAAUCUGAAACUCUGCUCACUGAUACAUUAUCCAAACAACAACAGGAGUGUGACAGAGCUCCUGUACUCCAAAUGAGUAGCCCUGCCAGAUCAGAUUCCUAGCAGGUUCUCUGGAGCACUUCAGAUCCAGUCACCGAAGCUUGACUGGGGUAUCUGAGGACCUCUUUCACCGGACCAGGAUGCAAUAAUUAUAGUCAGGAGACCUUCUCUUCUGUAAAGCAGAGACUACAGCUUUUCCCCCCAUGCAUUAGACCAGUCUGAAUGCAAGGGGUAGAAUGAUCUUUAUUGCAUGGCACACAGCUAUUUAUAUACAGCUCCUGCGUGCGGUGGCUUAGUCCUGGUCUUAAAGGGGUUCCCGGACUUCUAAGGAUGAAAGCACUCUCAAUCCCCAGGUAUCAUCCGAUGCCUCCAAAACCUCCCCUCCAAAUAGCACUCUGUUUCAUUUUGGUCAGAUCUCAGCACAGUCCCGAUCUAAAGCACGGUUCCAGAGUGUUUCAGGGUAUAUAUGUCAGAAGCUCGAUGUGUAACAUGAGUCUAUGUGAUCCCCAAGUUAAGCUGGGAAGCACAGUAAGUGUCUCAUACCCCUCCCCACAAUGACAGUAGCACCUUUCAGAGGCUUUUGGGACCAGGCCCAUAGUUUGUGGGCAGGAGGCUGUCAUUCAAACCUCUCUUAAAGUCCGUGGCAUGGUAUCUUCCGUCACAAGGAGAGUCCCCAGUUGGUGUCCGAUCACUUUAUUGUCAAAAACUGUAGGGAGGCUUCCAAAGACUCUUAGCACGUUAUCCUCCACAAAGACCUAUAGUGGUUAUGGUGUUAUUUCUAUUUACACAAGGUGCAUUUUUUAUUAUUUUAUUUCUUCUAAUAAAGUGAAAGCCAAAUAGGUUUUUGGCAUUUUUUAGGAAUUUCCAAAAGAGGCCAGCUACACAUUUUUACCACUCAAAGUGCAUAUUGUUUCUUUUAAACAUAUUACAAAGAUUGUAAAAUAUAUAUAUUUUUUUUAAACCUUCUCCACAGUUUUUGAAGCGCCAGGAUCUGCUCAAUGUGUUGGCUCGUAUGAUGCGUCCAGCGUGUGAUCAAGUGGUAUGUCCUGUUUGAUCUGGUGCUUCAUAUGGUGGUGGUAACAGAUUGCGUGCCCCUUAGCUCAGCACUGUCUGGUUCCCUGUAAUAACCAUGAUAUUAACACCAUGUAACUGUACGUUUUCUCUUUGUUUCCACUUUUAGCAAAUAAAAGUGACCAUGAAUGACGAGGAUAUGGAUACAUACGUUUUUGCCGUUGGGACUCGGAAGACCCUGACUCGGCUGCAGAAGGAAAUGCAGGACUUGGUAUGUUGUUGAUAUAUUUAUUUAUUCAAUUAAUAAGGAUAAACCGUUCCCAUGGGGUAAGAUACAUCAUAUCAAAAAUUCUGUAAUUUCUUUUUAAGAUAUUUAUUCACUUGAAUAGGUCAAUACUUCUGUUCAUGUGCAGUGUUACUGUAACGCCCAAUUUUACAUCCCUGAUAUUGUUAUAAAUUGUAGCAGUAUUGGUAAAAAGCUCGAACACUAGAUUAUCCUGGUAGAUAUAUAGGUGACAUUUGCUGCUGUAAUCGUCACAACAUUUUGAUUCCUAUACCUCUGUGUGUCUCGUAAAACUGUUUGCUCCUGGUGGUAUCCUGUAUGAAACAACUUAAACUUUUAAUUCUCCGACCAGAGCGAGUUCUGUGGUGACAAGCCCAAGUCUGCAGCCAAACUGGGUCUUCCCGAGUCACUUGCCAUCCUGUCUGAGAUGGGGGAGGUGACAGAUGGUAUUUUGGACACUAAGGUAAGAAAAUAAGAAAAAGCAGUAACAAUUACUCUAUCACGUUGUCUUCCUCACCUUAAUUAAAACCCACUUGCUUUUUUGUUUUGUUUACAGAUGGUUCAUUUCCUAGCACAUUAUGCUGAUAAGAUUGAAUCCAUUCACUUUUCGGACCAAUUCUCUGGUCCAAAGAUUAUGCAAGAGUACGUAUUGCUUUACAUAAAAAACACAAAUGUUUGAGAUAAUGAUGUUAAUGAAACUGGCAAUAGAGAUUUUUUUUUUUUAAAUUAUUACUAAACAUCUGGCACAUUUUUGUUAAAUUAACUGAUGUCACCUCUUCUUACUGAGAAGGCACAUGUGGUGCAAGCCCAUACAGAUAUACCAUCCAGGAUUCCUUGCAUCCAUUAAAUUGUAGAAUCCCGUGUGAUUGACUUUUGUUUGAUUUUGCGAGUGUUGCAUCCUAAAUGAUUACACGUUUUCAUAUACUUCAGCGGACACUCAUUUCAAAGUCAAAACUUUCAGUAUUUGUCCACAAAUUGUAAAGUUUCAAACAGGCAAGGAAUUUUGACGACGGUUCAUCAAAAUGGCCAUUUCAGGCCACGCAAGUAGAAUUUAUUUAUAUUCUGCUUGAUUUCCAAUGUAAUGUAUGUCCAGCAGUGCUAUACUCGGGUCUUAAAAUCUGUCAGGGCUGGUAUAAUAACAAAGAAUCUACUAAAUCACCACCUUGAAGGGCUUAAACUGUAAAAAUCUGCUAACGUAUGUUGUUGUUUGUAUUUUUUUUUUCCCCAGGGAGGGGCAGCCACUGAAACUCCCAGAAACCAAGAGAACACUCCUGUUUACAUUAAAUGGUAAAUUGAGAGCAAUGAUAAUGGAAUAUGGAUCGCUAUACAUUUUGUUUGCAUCCAAUCGGCAAUCAUUUAUUCGUUUGCGUGAGAUAAUCUCUUUUUUUUUUUUCUCUCAGUGCCUGGCAACGGAAACGCAUCCGUAAAAGACAUGGAAGCCCUUCUUCCAUUGAUGAAUAUGGUCAUUUACAGCAUUGACAAGGUGAAGAAAUUCCGGCUGAACAGAGAGGUGAGUGCAUGAACUAUACAGAGUGUCUAUAUACAGAUUUUAGGAUAUCUCGUCAUCCUCCAAUUAUGCCGCUCUAAUUACCCACUACAGAUAGGUGUAUAUUUUUAAUAAAGGAACCUGAAUUGGCGUGGAAUAAAAUUAUGCACCACCAACCAAACUGGAGGGUAUUCCAUAAUCUCGCUUUAUUGUAUUUUGCCAAGAUAUGUAUGAGUGGAUGUGAGUGAAUAUCUGCUUGGCAUCCCAUAAUGCAACUGUACUAUUUGUCAUAUUUUUAGUUCCAAUUUCACCUGUCCAUUAUCCAUUAUCAUGUUACUAGCAAGUCUGAGAAAAUAGAUGGUGUAGAUGAAGAAAGGAGCACCACAAAAUGUCAUAUCUGUUUGGUUUUUACACAGUAUUAAGACUUGACAGUGCUACGUGCAACAGUGCAAUUUAAUAUAGUUCUAGCCUAUAUUUUAUUAAAAAAAUUGCCUUUAUCUUAAAAGUGAAUAUUUAGCCCCACCAAAACACUUGUUACAAUAGUCCACCUAGCAGUGUCAGUGUAGCGUGUUUUUGCAGGAAUCAGAGACGCGUCUCAGGCUUUAGGUAUGAUCAUGCGUAGGUAUUCAUUCUUUAUUUUCCUCCAUUACUCACAUGGCUGUCAUCUGCUUUAGGGCAAACAGAAGGCUGAUAAGAACCGCGCACGAGUGGAGGAGAACUUUCUGAAGCUCACGCAUGUGCAGCGCCAAGAAGCCGCUCAGAGCCGACGCGAAGAGAAGAAACGGGCUGAGAAGGAACGUAUCAUGAAUGAGGAGGAUCCUGACAAGCAGCGCAGGCUUGAGGUGAGUGCGUUGUGUUAUAUAAAGUUCAGAGACUGAAAUAGUACUGGAGCCAUAAAACCUAUUCAGUUCUUACUGCUAUGGAUUUCCUUUGAUAACUAGUACUUUAUGAAAGAGAAGCACUUCUGUAAUGAUUCAUGUUAUGAAACACACGUUUUAUCGUAAGGGCAUUGGCCUCUGAAGGAUGGAAUAUGAAAAUGUGUUUGUUUAGGAGAGGGAAAGACUGCUAAACAGUAUAUCCAGGUUAUCGUUGAAUUUCCGUGAUACUUUGUUUGUACACCGUAUGCAGGAUCUGACUCUUCAUUUCAGUAGAUUUAUUGAAAAUGUAGACUUACUCUUAGGGCAGCGCUAAUAGCAGUGCAUGGAAUGACUCUUGGUAUAUACAUUGUAGGUGUUGGGAAAUAUCGGCAUUCAGUACAGGAACUGUUCUCUAAUUUCGGUUUUGUUCUAAUAUACUGUCCGCUCAUGAACAGUUGUGGCAUCAUUCCCUGGUUCCAGGUCAGAUUGAAAAAAAUUUUGGUGUGGUUUUACCAACACUGGCGGUCCCUGGGUCAUCUGUGGCUUGACACAUGCACAUCAUGUAUACGUGAAAGUUAUGUUUCUGCAUUAGCGGUAUCAGACGUGGCCAUAUUUGGAUGGCACUGAUAGGCUUGCCGCGUUAGCCGAUGGCUUUAGACCAUCACUGCAAACGAAUUAUAGCAGACAUUAAUCAUGAAAAUGGUUUAACCCAGAUGCAUACAGUGAGAUGUAGUGGUUAUGGUAUAUAGCCUGCCUUUUUUAAAGCACAAUGUAUGACAUUUUACUAUCCCCUUGCUACACAUCAGGGAAGUGUGACACAGAUUAACUGAAUAUUAAUUUACAAACGUUUGUCUGGUCCCAAAUACAUUGUGUUUCUUUCUUAUAUUCCAUCUCUCCAGGAAGCUGCUCAGCGUCGGGAACAGAAGAAAAUGGAGAAAAAGCAGAUGAAGAUGAAGCAGAUCAAAGUGAAGGCCAUGUAAUUCGUUCCGAUCUGUUUAAUUGGGCUAGAAAUCAAGGCGAAUAAAAUUGGCAUCGGAAGACUGCUGCUGAAUACACAGAAACAUAUACAAUUAACUGCCACGUCGUCUCCAGUGAAUACCUAUUCGUUACCCUUCUGUCAUUUCGUAGUACAGCUCUCACUAAGCCUGUGGCUGUGCGAGGGUUCAGAAGAUGCGUGUUUUUGGUGAGCUAGUGUCAUCAGCGCUGAACAUCUUCUCUCUCUGGUACAUUAUCUGGAAAUGCUGGCUUGGAACCUUGGAAGGAGAAGUUUGUUCGUUUUAAAGAUUUCAGGAAAUAUAAUUAUAUAGCAACUUUCAGAAUGGAAAGUUUCUAAUAAUUGUCAUACAGUAUGUAAAUCUGCUCCAUUUAACAGCAUUAACCCUCCUCCCUCAUUAGGCUGAAAAUUUUUGUCAGAAUAUAUAGAUAUUUGGGAGGUUUUAUGCCCUUCUAAAUUCUUCUAUGGAUAAUGCAAAGUAUUAAUGUAUUUACAGCUGGGGUUGGCUGUUUCGGUUUUGUAGAUUUUUUUUGUACUGCACCUCACAGCAAAAUAUGGGGAGUUGUAAUUGCUCCUGGACUUAAAUGAUCAGACCAUUUUGAGGUUUGUUUUUUUUCUUUCCAAAAAAUGAAGGUUUUAAAGGUUUUUUGUUUUGCAGUUAAAUAGCACGUUCACCUGUUUGAAAUUUUAGAUACCUAAAUAUAUACAUAUUUAAUUAUAUAAAAAGAUAAGUUAUUGAGAGUUUGUCAAAAGUUUCAGAUUGCUGUGAAACACUGUCAGUCAUGCCACAUGUUUAAAUCUGCGUCAGAGUUUUAAAGAGUUGCAACGUUGUUUAUAUUAUAUAGAGAGAAAUACAUUUUUAAAACGCUUGUUGGAAUUUUAAAAAAAGCCAUGUGUACUUACAACAACAAAAAAAGCUGUUUUCUGACUUUUCUAAAUGCCUAGAGUGGACCUAUUGUGCACAAAAACAAACAAACCAGAUGGCAUGUUUAGCACAUAGGUAAACAAAUUUAAUAAAAUAAUUUGCCUGGCUCAAUCGCUAUCAACUAAUAUAAAUUAAAAAAAGAUAUUUCAGUUGAUUGCAUUUGUCAUUGGCAAGGUGAUUACCACAAUGAUGACUAAAUUAUAAAUAAAUGUAUGUCUAUGCCAGGCUUCCCCAAACUCCGCCCUCCAGUUGUUACUGAACUACAACUCCCAAGAUUCUCAGCCUAUCUACACAAUUCAUAGAAUCAUGGGAGUUGUAGUUCAGCAACAUCUGGGGGGGCCGGAGUUUGGGGAAGCCUGGUCUAUGCCUUUCCUAUUCCAUAAUUGAGAUUUGUUUAGUUUUUUUUAAAUAAGAGGGCUUCUUUUAGAAGCCAUCUGUCUCUCCUAUAAUGUGUAUAUAGUCCAGGGAUAGGCAACCUUUGGCACUCCAGAUGUUGUGGACUACAUCCCCCAUAAUGCUGGCAAAGCAUCAUGGGAGGUGUAGUCCAAAACAUCUGGAGUGCCGAAGGGUGCCCAUGGCUGGUAUAUACAAUAAGAUCAAAUGAGCAGUCAAAGGAAAAAUAAACACACCUAGCAAUCUCUCAGCUGAAACUUAUGUUAGCAGAGAAAUUCUUUGUCAAGUUUUUUAGUUUUUUUUCUAAACUUAAUAAUGUGUCUUUAGUGGCUGUUUAAACAGUUUUUCAAGGUUCAACAACAAACUUAAGAUGUAUUUACUUAUUUUUUUCGCUCACAGUAUAGUUUCUUGCAAUUUGCAAGUGACUCUUGAGAAAUGCAGUCUUGGAAUAAAACUGUUAAAUAUUAUUUUAAGGAAAUAUUUUCAAUAAAGAAUAUCUACAGUAUUUGAGCAUGGCAGCAAGGAUCUAUAGUACAGAUAACAGAUUAUAUAUAUCUUAAUAUCACCUGAACCCUUUUCAAGCUCGGGAAUAUUUAUUAUUACAGUGUAUAAAUCAGAUGUGUCUGUAGGGGCCUAGAACACCUACACUAAUUAUAAAAGCAAUAUUAAGUUAACAUAUCUAAACUGAAAACAUUGCUGGCUUGGUUAACUUUUCCAGUUUGGCUAAAUGUAAAAAUAUCACUUUGAAUUCCUAUGAAAUCAUACUUAAGUGAAUAACUCUCGUGGUGUACAGUAUAUUCUGGUGUUUAGUGAAUACACAGCUGAGGAUAAAUAUAUAAUAAAAUCACAAGGAUGCUGUAAGGAAAUUUUGCAUAGCUAACUUUUCACACGUGUUAUUGCGAUCAUUUUCAGUACAGGAGGAACACGUUGCAUUACUGUAUUUGCCACUAGAUAAUUUGUAUUGCUUGCCCUGCUGCUCAAAUUUAAUUAAAUUUCCUAUUUAACGGGACAUAAUAGUGUUAGGAAUACAAAUGUGUAUUCUUAACACUAUAGUGCUUUCUCUGAGGUCUUCGGCCCCACCUGUGGGGAGUAAAAAAGGGUAGUCUGCUUGCGCACUGCUCUCAUGCCUCCUUGGCUGAAAUCAUUGAUGAUCUCAGACAAGUCAAAGCUUUUCCCAUAAGAAAGCAUUUCGUAAAUGCACAGCAAAAUGCCAUGCUCAGACCAUCUGAUUGAAAUAGCAGAGUUUUACUCUUGUAUUCUGUCAGAAGCACCUCUAGUGGCUGUCUGAGUGACAGCAACUGGAGUAAUUUAAUCCCUGCAAUUAAAAUAUUUCCGUUUUGCCGCGCUUUCAGGGUUAAGGGGGAGGGUGCAUUGAGGUGAAAUGGUCUGGGUGUCUAUAGUGCCCCUUUAAUUAAGGAUUCUUGUCCUCUAGACUUCCAGUUAUUAGGUUCCUCGAUCAUACUGUACUGCAAUAUAGUGCUAUAUAAUAGUAUGUAUUCAAGUGAGUAUGGAAAUUUUCUAAUUUCAAAGUUUUACAUCCCGUCCUUUCUGCUGUGAAUGGAGGAGCUAAUUUAUAAAUCCAUGCUGCCAUGGUUCAAUAAAAAGCUCUUAGAACACUUUUAAAAAGAAAUGUCUUUUUAAAUAGGCCAUUUAAAUAGAGAAGGAAUUCAAGAUUAGUUAUAAUUUACUAGUCCUCUUACUACUGUAUCCUAAAUGCAGUCUCAAAUGGUUCUAAUGGAUCCUGACUCCAUAAUGGCUAUUUAAAAAAAUAAUUCUCUGUUCAAAUCACUAAUUUGCACACAAAUUAUAAAACAUGAAUGCUAAGCAAUAAAGGAAAGCUGGACUGUGAUGGCAUACUCAGGAACCUGGCAUCCGGUUGCUGCUUUCUGUUAAUGUUUGAGAUGUGAAAGCUAUCAUGUUGAAUAAGCAGAUUGUGGUUGGCUGCAUACACUUUCCCCCUUUCUGAUACCUGGAGAGAGUCUUAUUGCCUCCCGGGAUGUUUGGCAGCUAGUACUUCCACCCUUCUGAUUUUUAACUGGCAAAAAAAUAUUGAAAUAAAAAUGCUCAAAUAUUUCUGAGUUUGUGUUUCUUUCAGUGAAUCUUGUAUGAGACUAUUAUAUCCCGUUGAUUGAGAGUUAAUAAUUGAU
Molecule: messenger RNA, 17037 nt
Organism: Pelobates cultripes (western spadefoot toad)
Lineage: Eukaryota; Metazoa; Chordata; Amphibia; Anura; Pelobatidae
Source: the annotation of a GenBank genome assembly